Messenger RNA from Castor canadensis (American beaver), 1879 nucleotides. NCBI's taxonomy places the organism in Eukaryota, Metazoa, Chordata, Mammalia, Rodentia, Castoridae. The record is from RefSeq and is a predicted model, not a curated record.
ACGAGCGCGGGACUUCCUGCAACCUGCUUCCGCUGGCGAAGAUGUGGCCCAGAGGCGGGAGGUGGCUCACUUCACGUUCCAGCCCGACCCCGAGUCCCGGGAGUACGGGCAAACUCAGAAAAUGAAUCUUUUUCAGUCAAUAACAAGUGCCUUGGAUAACUCAUUGGCCAAAGAUCCUACUGCAGUAAUAUUUGGUGAAGACGUUGCCUUUGGUGGAGUCUUUAGAUGCACUGUUGGCUUGCGAGACAAAUACGGAAAAGAUAGAGUUUUUAACACUCCGCUGUGUGAACAAGGAAUUGUUGGGUUUGGAAUUGGCAUUGCAGUCACUGGUGCUACUGCCAUUGCAGAAAUUCAGUUUGCAGAUUAUAUCUUUCCUGCUUUUGAUCAGAUUGUCAAUGAAGCUGCCAAGUAUCGCUAUCGCUCUGGGGAUCUUUUUAACUGUGGAAGCCUCACGAUCCGGGCCCCUUGGGGCUGUGUUGGUCACGGGGCUCUUUACCAUUCUCAGAGUCCUGAAGCCUUUUUUGCUCAUUGCCCGGGGAUCAAGGUGGUUAUACCUAGAAGCCCUUUCCAAGCCAAGGGUCUUCUUUUGUCUUGCAUAGAGGAUAAAAACCCUUGCAUAUUUUUUGAACCCAAAAUACUUUACAGGGCAGCAGUGGAGCAGGUUCCUAUAGAACCAUACAACAUCCCACUGUCACAGGCUGAGGUCAUUCAGGAAGGGAGUGAUAUGACUAUGGUUGCUUGGGGCACACAGGUUCAUGUGAUCCGGGAGGUAGCUUCCAUGGCACAAGAAAAGCUUGGAGUAUCUUGUGAAGUCAUUGAUCUGAGGACCAUAAUACCUUGGGAUGUGGAUACAGUUUGCAAGUCUGUGAUCAAAACAGGGCGACUGCUGAUCAGUCAUGAGGCUCCCUUGACAGGCGGCUUUGCAUCUGAGAUCAGCUCUACGGUUCAGGUCUGGAAUCUGAUACGUCUCACUGGACUAAAGGCAAGUGGACCCAGGAUACAGUUAGUUUCAAAUCAUAAAACCCAGUGCAUCUGCAUCUGGAUCAAAGCUUCCCACCUGACUGAUCUCUUGAUUUGGACUUGGCUGUCUCCUUCCUCUGCUUCCCCCAAGCAGCCCUAGGUCUUGUUCUGAGAUGCUUUUUUUCACUGUGGUCCUUCAUCUGCUGGCGCUCUUCCUGUAACUUUCCUCAACUGCUGGUAUCAAGCAUACACUGUGGAUGCUCUGUAGAAUUGGCAGUGGAACCUCAACGAUUAGUCUGGAGCUCCUAAAACCAGACCGAAACUUUUUUCAAUUAUUCAUUCGGAUGUACAAGAGGUAAGGCUAAUUGGAUUUAAACAUAUGGCAUGGACAUGCUGUGUGAUCAUUGCUACAUACAGAAUGGGUGUAUAUACACAUGUAUGUAUUUAUAUGUGUACGUGCCUGAGGGAGCCAGGGCGUAACCUUGCUAGGUUCUAUUUUUGCAUGCUGUUCAUGGAAAAAGCUUUGUCUGUGAAGUUUUUAUAUGAAGAUAAUACAUGACACCACCUGUGUUUUUCUUCUCACUGCUUAGUUUUAGAGGGAACCAAUAGGAAUCAGAAUAUGGCUGACUCUUACUGGGUAUAUGAUCUUAUACAAAUUACUUAACUCUUUUUGGGGAGCAGUGAAAGGGGAUGAACUCAGGAUCUUGUGCUUCUCUUAUAAUCCUCAGCUUUCCUAUUGGUAGUACCUAACUCACAGGAUUGUUGUGAUCCUUGAAUGAAUUAUUAAUGUUAAGCUUUUAGAAGGAGGCCACCAUAUAGAAAACAUUCAACAAAAAUAUUGUAAUAUAUGACCAUCACAAUUGAUCCUCACUCUUUCUUGACUCACACAUCACUUUUCAAAUUUUUUGAUUCAGGUUAG